Branchiostoma belcheri (Belcher's lancelet) is the source of this 2753-nucleotide messenger RNA. Its product is annotated as calpain-7-like. Gene Ontology annotation, molecular function: calcium-dependent cysteine-type endopeptidase activity. The coding region runs from base 288 to 2753 and encodes 821 amino acids. The record is from RefSeq and is a predicted model, not a curated record. NCBI's taxonomy places the organism in Eukaryota, Metazoa, Chordata, Leptocardii, Amphioxiformes, Branchiostomatidae. Gene Ontology annotation, biological process: proteolysis. The transcript has 24 exons.
CCUGGACAUGGCUGGAAUCCAAAAUGGCCGCCAUGCAUGCCAAACUUUCACGAUCACGACAUGAACUUAACGUUUUUGUCACUCUUUGGUGGUAAAUUGGAAUGACACCGACUUCUAAGCCCAGGUAAAACAUUCUUUUAAGUCAUCAAGCGUGAAAGGGUCUAAUCUGAAGCGUCGAUUGGCUUGGAAGCGACCAUAUAGGUUUACCGAUUCGUAACCGAAACUAUCUGGCAAUAUACUUCCGGGUCUAACGAGUUGACAGAAAUUAUAGUUCUACACACAACAACAUGGACGUCAGUGCGCUAGAACUAGACGCGGUCAGCUUUGCCAGCAUCGCCGUCCGACUCGACCAGGAGGGCAAUCAAGACGAGGCCAUCUUUUACUACCUGGAGGCAGCUGAAGCACUGCGUAAUGCCGGUCAGGCGGGAUCCAAGAUGGCGGUGGUGGAGAAGGCCAUGGAGUACCUGGACAGGGUGGAACAACUCAAACAGAUCCGCACAGGGGGCGGAACCUUCCAGAUGAAAACACAACAACAGAUUGACCUUGAGAGGGCACGGUUCCUGAUCGAGCAGGCGUUUGAAGAGGACGAGAACGACAAUAAGGAGGAGGCGGCAGAGUUGUACAUGGAGGCGGUGGAGCUGUGUCUCAAGGCUAGAAAAGAGACAACAGAUGGAGAACUACAAGCCAAGCUGGGGAAAUUGGCCACAGAUGCAAUAGAAAGAGCUGAACAACUCAAGAAAAAACAAGCCACUACCCAGAGAGGAGCAUCUCCACAGAGGCCCGCUACAAACAGAGCCGUCCCUCCCCUUGGGAUUGCAGGUCUCAACCUGAGUGAUGACACGCCAGCCAACAGAGGUUCAGGGGGUGGCGGCGGUGGAAAGAAGAGUCCCACUGGAGGCGGAGGGAAGUAUACGGCAGAAGAAAUCAAAGUUCUUAGGCACACGUCCAACAUCAAUGGUAGAAGCUACGUUCCCUUUAUGUCUGUGGAUCUGAAGGAGAGGUUUGCGUUCCCUGUGCCCUUCAGUGACAAGCACGGGAAGCUGGCGCUCUCUCCGAAGCAGAAGACUCGAUUCGCUCGAUGGGUCAGACCAGAUGAGUUUUGUAGCAGUCCUCAGAUGAUCAUGGCCAUCUCCAGUUUUAGCAUUAAACAGACGGUUGUGUCUGACUGUUCCUUUGUUGCAUCAUUGGGUAUCAGUGCUGCAUACGAGAGAAGAUUCAAGAAGAAACUGAUCACAAGCAUCAUCUAUCCACAGAACAAGCGAGGAGAGCCACAGUACAACCCUUGUGGGAAGUACAUGGUCAAACUCAACAUCAAUGGUGUGCAUAGAAAAGUGAUAAUAGAUGACUUCCUGCCAAUGGACCAGUACGGAGAACUGCUGUGUUCCUUCUCCAACAACAGGAAUGAACUCUGGGUCUCCCUCCUGGAGAAGGCCUACAUGAAGGUUAUGGGAGGCUACGACUUUCCAGGCUCAAAUUCGAACAUUGACCUCCACGCGCUGACCGGCUGGAUCCCGGAGAGGGUGCCGAUCAGGGAGGGCUCCGACGACUUCAACAAGAAUGGAGUCUUCAACAUGAUGAAGUCUCGCUUCCACAAGGGCGAGUGCCUCAUAACCGUGGCAACAGGUGAGAUCAGUAAGGCAGAUGAGGACAGAACAGGACUGGUGUGUACUCAUGCCUACGCACUGUUGGACAUCAGGGAACACAAGGGUCUUAAGAUGAUCCAGCUGAAGAACCCUUGGAGCCACCUGAGGUGGAAGGGACGGUACUCGGAGCAGGACAGCGACAGGUGGACACCUGAGCUGCAGAAGGCCUUUAACUACGACGUCAAGACUGCACAGUCGUAUGACAAUGGUGUGUUCUGGAUUGACUAUGACUCCCUGUGUCACUUCUUUGAUGUCAUCUACAUCAACUGGAACCCUGAAAUGUUCAGGUUCACCACAUGCAUGCACGAUGUGUGGCUGGCCAAAGAAGGUCCCAAGAAGGACCUGUACUCCCUGGGUGAUAACCCUCAGUACAGACUGGAGGUUAAAGGGCCCAAGGGUGGUGCAGCUGUGUGGGUCCUACUGACCAGACACAUCACAGACAAGGAUGACUUUGCUGUGAACAAAGAGUACAUCACUAACUUGGUGUACAAGACUGGUGGGAGGAAAGUCUUCUAUCCAAAUGACCCCAGGCCAUACAUUGAUGGAGUGAGAAUCAACAGUCCACAUUAUCUAUGCAAGAUCUCUGUCAAGGAUCCCGGCACCUCCCUCUACACACUGGUCAUUUCACAAUACGAGAAGAGCAAUAAUAUCUACUACACACUGAGGAUAUACUCCACCUGUGAAUUCAACCUCACCAAAGUGCCAGAGCCAUACAAACAUGAGAAAACUGUGAGUGGACAGUGGAAGGGGUCCAGUGCUGGAGGGUGUGGGAACAACCCAGCCACCUACCCUAACAACCCGGUCUUCCAGUUUACCCUCCAGAACAGUGCCAACAACAACCACGUACUACUGGAGCUGAAAGGACCCAAGCAGUACAGUGUAGGGUUUGAUGUGAAGACAGUCACACUGACAGGAGAUGCAGAGUCACCGGGCGCCUUCCAGAGAGCCGCUUCAGGUGACUUCAGACAUGGGUACUGUGUGCUGGAACUGGAGAAUGUCCCCGGCGGCACCUACAACCUCACCCCCUGUACCUUCCGUGCUGGACAGGAGGGCCCAUUUCUCCUCACCGUGUCUUCAUCAUGUCCCUUCACAGUCGCACAGAUCAAAUAA